Messenger RNA from Hevea brasiliensis (rubber tree), 2282 nucleotides. RefSeq names its product adenine/guanine permease AZG1-like. NCBI's taxonomy places the organism in Eukaryota, Viridiplantae, Streptophyta, Magnoliopsida, Malpighiales, Euphorbiaceae. The record is from RefSeq and is a predicted model, not a curated record. Gene Ontology annotation, molecular function: purine nucleobase transmembrane transporter activity. Bases 224 to 2020 code for a protein of 598 amino acids. Gene Ontology annotation, biological process: transmembrane transport. The transcript has a single exon. Gene Ontology annotation, cellular component: plasma membrane.
CAUCCAUAACUUACCACAAAAUCAAAAACCCAUUAGAUACUUUCCUCUUAUUUAAAAAACAGAUCCCAUCCUCAGAAUCUAUAUCUAUAUCCUCUUCUCCUCCUCCUCCUUCUUCUUCUUCUUCAACCUACAACAAAUCUCCUUCACCUAUUUUCUCUCUCUCUUUAUCUCUCUUAUAUCGGUGUAGAGGAAGAAACCCAUUAACAAAAAGUUACAGUUUUGGAUGGUCAUGGACAUGGAGGCUGGAUUUCAACCACCACCACCCAACCAAAAGCCUUUAGCCAGGCUGAACACCUUCGUUGCCAACUCUCGACUAGGCAAGCGAUUCAAACUCGCCGAGCGAAACUCGACCUUCACUACCGAGUUACGUGCUGGAACAGCCACUUUCCUCACCAUGGCUUACAUCCUCGCCGUCAACGCUUCCAUCCUCACUGACAGUGGCGGUACCUGCUCUGUCUCCGACUGUGUCCCUCUCUGCUCUGACCCAACCAUCCGCGUUUCCAACUGUACUGGGUCAUCCCUUCGAGUCAUCCAACCUGAUGAUUCUUGCAAGUUCGACCCAGUUAAUCCAGGCUACGCUUCUUGUUUAGAGAAAAUACGUAAAGACCUUAUAGUAGCCACUAUAGCUUCUUCCCUUAUUGGGUGUGUGAUAAUGGGUGCUUUCGCUAAUCUUCCUCUAGGGUUGGCUCCAGGCAUGGGCGCAAACGCUUAUUUCGCUUACACAGUCGUUGGGUUUCACGGGUCUGGUAAUGUUUCAUAUGGGAGCGCAUUAGCUGCAGUUUUCAUGGAAGGUUUGAUCUUUUUAGCGAUAUCUGCAAUUGGGUUGCGAGCACAACUCGCGAAACUCAUCCCAAAACCGGUUCGGAUCAGCUCCUCUGCUGGUAUCGGUCUUUUCCUCGCAUUUAUCGGCUUACAAAACAACCAAGGACUCGGAUUAGUUGGGUACAGUCCAUCGACGCUGGUCACACUCGGAGGCUGCCCGAGAUCGUCACGUGCGUUGUUAGCUCCUGUCACAACGUUGGCUAACGGCACUAUUGCUUUGAUGCAAGACGGCACCGUAUCGGGGGAUAUCCUGUGUCUCCGUGACAGAAUGGAGAGCCCAACAUUAUGGCUUGGAAUAGUUGGGUUUGUGAUUAUUGCUUAUUGCUUAGUGAAGAAUAUUAAAGGAGCAAUUAUAUAUGGUAUUGUUUUAGUAACGGCCGUUUCAUGGUUCCGUGACACAAGAGUAACGGCGUUUCCUAACACCGUUGCAGGUAAUUCAGCACAUGAGUAUUUUAAGAAGGUGGUGGAUGUACAUGUAAUAAAAAGUACAGCUGGGGCUCUAAGCUUUAAGAGUAUGGGGAAAGGCUAUUUUUGGGAGGCUUUGGUUACGUUCUUAUAUGUAGACAUUUUGGACACAACUGGUACUUUGUAUUCAAUGGCUAAGUUUGCUGGAUUUUUAGAUCAAAAUGGAAAUUUUGAGGGUCAAUACUUUGCUUUCAUGUCAGAUGCCACGUCAAUUGUUGUGGGAUCAUUGCUCGGUACAUCUCCGGUCACUGCUUAUAUUGAAUCGUCAACAGGUAUACGUGAAGGUGGACGAACAGGAUUGACUGCAUUAACUGUUGCCGGAUAUUUUUUCUUAGCAUUUUUCUUUACGCCGUUAUUAGCGUCUAUACCCGCUUGGGCGAUAGGGCCACCGUUGAUUUUGGUGGGGGUGUUGAUGAUGAGAGCAGUGGUGGAUAUUGAAUGGAAUGAUAUGAGGCAAGCUAUACCAGCAUUUGUGACGUUGAUUUUGAUGCCUUUGACCUAUUCUAUUGCUUAUGGGUUGAUUGGUGGAAUUGGAACUUACAUUGUUUUGAAUUUGGGAGAUUGGGGUGAGGAGCUCUUGGUGAAAGUUGGCGUCAUAAAAAGGAGAGGUGGGGGUGUUGGUGACAAUAGUGGUGAUAAAGGGAAAAUUAAUGGCAGAGGCAGCUUCAAUGGGACAAAUGAGUUAGGAAUAAGACAAAAUGAAAGUGUGAAAGCAGCUGAAAUUCAAGUUUAGGGAAAUGGGUAAGACAUAUUAUAAUUUUGCAUUGCCUUUGAUCUUAAUUUUACAAUAUAUAAAUAUCUUCACAUUUUUAAUAUUUUAAGAAAUCAGUAAGGGGAAUUAGAUGGGAUUCAUAAAAGGGGUAGAUGUAAAUAUAUACAUAUAUGUUACCCAUGUCAUGGUUGAUUAGAAUUUUGUGUUUUUUUUUUAUAUAAUUAAUUAAUGUUCUCUUAUAUCUCUUAUGUUAAUUUCCAUUUUGAGAAGAACUAUUAUGAAA